GUCGUUCUCACUUCUCUCACUCAGCUCAUAGCACACAGCCUUGGAGGGUUAUUUUAUAGUUUAGGUAACACCGCGGAGUAUGAAUCCCAUCUGACCAAAGGAAAGUCCUCGUCGCGAUCUCUUCUUUAUCCCGCGAUUGUCCUUUUCCUUUCUUCUGCUCGUCGUCUCCCCCUCCCGCCCGCGCUCCAGUUCCUCCACCCAAGUAGUGAACUACUUCAAUACAGAUAGUUCCAAUGGAUCCUAGUAUGAAACAACUGCAGCAGGCUCUAGUCGAGAUUGAAACUGAAGCUGAGCAUCUUCUUUUGGCGCGUAAUCAGAUGGUUGAAAAUGACAGAUUGAGGAAUGGUAACAGAGAAGCCUUAACAGCUCUCCGUAAGAGAGCACGCACAACAAAGAGUAGUGUUCCAUCUCCUUUUGAGGCAAUAAUGAAAGAAAUAGAGGAAACUAAAUCGAAGGAAUUAGUAAAGGAGAUAUGCCCAACUUGUGGAAAUCAUGACACGAAGGAACAUACAUGGAUGAUGUUUCCAGGGUCUGAUAUUUUUGUCCGCAUGCCUUUUCAUGCGGUGCACACCGUUUUGGAGAAAGAUCAAGAACGACUGGACUACGACACCAAGAAACUACAGAGCUAUGUUAAGGAGAAAACAUUCAUAAUUUCAGAAAAAGGAGCUCUUGCUGACAGGUUCAGUCCUGGCAUCCUUAGUUCUCUUGUCACCCUGACUGAUAAAUCCAGAUAAAUUUUGGGGAAGCAUGGGUACACUAUUGCAAUUGUAUUCCUGUUUCUUGGACUUUACACUUUAUUGUAAUUCAUCUUUCUUAUGAAUGGUAGCCCUUCAUUCUAUGGGCUUACGUGCAAACACACUUGCUAGCGUUAAACUGGCAAAGGGUGCAAUGUUGUUGUUGUGUCUAUUCCCAAUGCUUUAGAAAUUGAAAUAAAGAAAAUUACUUUGCAUAGCAUAGAA
This is a messenger RNA of Phoenix dactylifera (date palm), 959 nucleotides long. Its product is annotated as P53/DNA damage-regulated protein. The record is from RefSeq and is a predicted model, not a curated record. NCBI's taxonomy places the organism in Eukaryota, Viridiplantae, Streptophyta, Magnoliopsida, Arecales, Arecaceae.